Aspergillus niger is the source of this 381-nucleotide messenger RNA. RefSeq lists its product as hypothetical. NCBI's taxonomy places the organism in Eukaryota, Fungi, Ascomycota, Eurotiomycetes, Eurotiales, Aspergillaceae. Bases 1 to 381 code for a protein of 126 amino acids. The transcript has 3 exons. The record is from RefSeq and is a predicted model, not a curated record.
AUGGAGAGAACGUGUCCAUGGAUAUCUCCGAUAUUUGCCGUCGGAGACGAAGACGAUAAUCGGUCGGAAGUUCACCAUAAUCUUCAUUUGAAGAACGAAAACGAGACGGCGUCCUGCAAUCUCUUCAGGCUUGGUGCUCGUGGAAGCGCUCACAUUCUCCGUAAGUCUAAUGUCACCCAGCUUGGCUGUCAUCUAAGCGCGAUGAAUUCGUUCAAUAUUGGCAAGGCCUUGCACCAAUUUGACGACGAGUCACAUCGCUACAAUCUCCGCUCUACUGCUCAAUUGCGGGUGACUUCUAUCAUCGGAAAAGGUUCUGAAAUAUACUCUUCCACUGGUAAAUCUGCAGAAGAGCAUCUCAAGCAAAAUGGCUCUGCCGUUUGA